UGGAUAAAUAAAUAUAAAGCAAAAAAAUACAACGGCACAAAAAAUUAAAUAAAAAUUUAUGGUGAGAAAAAAAAUGAUGAAAAGCAUCAAAAAAUUAAUUAAAAGUGAAAAAUAAUUAAAAAGUGAGAAAAAAAAAUAAAUUGUGAAAUUUUUCUUAAACCAAAAUCAGGAUUACUCGAUUCAAAAUUUGGGGAGAUAUUUCCCUUGAUUUGGUGGCUGGCGUUUCAGCAACCACGGAGCAAUCCGCUGCUCCCACGGCAACAUCUCAGGGUCACUUGCCCUUGCCGCUUGCAGAUGAAAGUCAUAUGUCUAUUGCAACGGCUGAAAAUGCUGGGCUCGUCCCAUGCGACUUACCAAUUCAAAAUCAGUGGAUCAACAACAAUAACAACAACAGCAACACAACAAACAACAAUACGGCAUCAUUCGCACACCAAACGUCAUCGCUAGCGGGCCUCUUGCCCGGCGUCGUCGGCGGCAGUGCCCUCGGAGGCAAUUCACUUCUAUCUCCUCUCUCGCAUCCGCAGGCACAGGCAUCGAACCAGCAACAAAUGAUGCAACAGGUGAAGGCGGCACAGCAAAAAAUCCGCCGAAAAACGGACAACAAGCCGCAAUCGCAGAUCAACAAGUGCAACAAUGAGAAACGACGACGCGAACUCGAAAACGAGUACAUCGAGCAGCUCGGCGAAUUCUUGCAAAUUAACAAACGUGAUAUGACCCAAACGAAGCCCGACAAGGCGCACAUCCUAAGCGAAGUUGUCAAAACGUUCCGCAAAAUGCUCGAGGAUGGCAAAGUUAAACGCUCCCAAUGUCAUCCCGAUUGCACGGAUCAGUGCACCGUUCAUCCCGUGCAACAGGGCGAAGUGAGUUCAACCGAACCCGAAACCUUCAUGAACGGAAAUUCACCGGAAAAAUCCGCUUAUUUCGAGGCAGUGCGACAUUACAUCUCCAACAUUGGAUGGGUGCUGUUGGAAAUCAACGAUCGCCGUAUCGAAUAUGCCACAGAAAAUGUUUGCGAAGUGCUCCAUUACACCCGCACCGAGCUCCAAGGUCAAGAUAUUUACACGUUUUUGAGUCCGGGCGAUCAUGCGCAUGUUGGCUCCAUCUUGAGCAAAGACACCGUAUCCGUGGCAUGGGGUCAGGAUCAAGAUUCGAACAACAAAGUCGCCAAACCGGCACGUUGCCGCUGGCUAAUCAAGCAAAAUGGCAGUGUAAAUAACACACCAAAGUACAAAGACGUCUUAAUUAGUUCGGCGCCGCUCAAAGACGAUGCCGAAGGAUCUUCCUCGAUGCUGUGUUUGAUCACGAUGCCCGAAGAUGACACCACGGAAAUGUCCUUGGGUGAUGCAGGCGUCGAUAAAAUGGGUUUUUCGAGUACGCAACUUGUGCCGACAGGCGAACGCGAGCCAUUCCCCGAACAAUUUACGCUGAAACUCGAUACAAACGGGAAAAUUUUGCAAAUAAGUACGGCUUCGUUGACCCCCGAGAACGCAAUUUACUUCAAAAACGAGUGUUUGAUCGGCGCAUCGCUUCAGGAUUUGUGUCAUGCUCAAGACAGACAUCGAAUUUUGAAAUUUCUGCAAGAAGCGAAGCAAAUGACGAAGGGCGAAGUACCUCUGGAGUCGUAUCGCAUCCAAGUGGGACUCGAUCAGUACAUGCACGUCAAGUGUCAUGCGCGAGUUUUUAGUUCGCCCGCUACAGAACCUUAUAUUAUGGCGAUGCAUUCGAUUCUCGGCGACAAUGACAAGGAAUUGGACGAUUUUACGAGUAGUAUGAUGCAAUCAAUGCCUGGGACGAGUCAAAUGACAGCUCAAUCCAUGUCGCAAUCGACAAAUUCGAGUAUGGGAGGACCCCUGAUGACUUCAGUUGUUAAUGGAAACAUGAAUCAAUCAGUUUUGGAUCGACUUACGAACCAAAUGAGUCAUCAAUUUUCGCAAGAUGCCGUUCCGGGGGACUCUAGUUGGGAAUAUCCUGAUGUUUUGGAUUUGCCUCAUUCCACGUUCGACUUGGAUUCGAGUUGGGAUCCACGUCCUGACUCGCGUUUGAGUGCAACUUCGAACACGGGCACGCCAAGACCUCCUUCCGUGUCGGCAUAUAGUCCGGCAACGUGCCCCAGUCCCCUUACGUCGUUCAGUUUGUCGGGCAUGAAUAGCCAACCGUCGCCAUCGAACAAUAACAACAACAACAGCAACAUUAGCAAUAACAAUUUCAACAGUCCCGGCAUGAAUGCGGGCACCGGAAAUGGCGGAUACGGCGGAAAUACGCCAAAUUACGAGAAACCCGACGAAAAACCGAAUUUGGAAAAGCUUCAAGCAGGCUUGAAUGACGCAAAAUUGACGUCGCCGAACAACCAUGCGGAACAACCGAAGCAAAAUUUCGAGAGUUCCGACCGUUUGAGAAACUUGCUGACGAGUAAAUCGUCCGCAAGUUCGAGUAGUGAUGGAAAAAAUGUGAUUUUAAAGAAUUUAUUGAAGAGUGACGAGGAUCCGCCGGGAAAAUGUCAUCUGCCGCCGCGACAUCCAGGUUCGCAUAAUAUGCUGCAACAACUGUUGAACGAAAAAAGUAGCGAUGACGACGACAUGGAUGGCAAACACAAAAAUAGCGAACUCCUGAAGCACCUGAACAAGAAGGAGAGUCCGCUAAAGUGCAACGAAGACAUUAUGCAGAAGCUCAAGUACCAAGGAAACGAUCGCAAGAGACCGGCAACCGGAAAUGGCGACGAUUCCGCCGCCAAACGCGAAACUCCAAAGGAAUCGUUGCAGGAAAAGAACAAAAUGCUGGCGUCGCUGUUGGCGGGACCCCCAAAAGCGCCCGUUGAAUCGGCGCUGUCGCAAAAUCCCGUCCGAAUGAUCCCGGAUAUUCCGAAAAAUAACGGAAUCAGUGGCAAAAUCUCGAGUACGACGUCACAAAUGUCGCCGAUAACGAGUACCAGCUCGCUCAUGAACAACAACAACAACAUCGACAAGAUGUCAGGAAAUGCCGCAACUGCGGGCCGACAACUACUGCGAAAGCCUUCUUCCGACAACUACCUCAAUACCAUGCAGCCUAAUAACAAUGCAAUUAGUGCGCAACAAAAUAACAUACAACAGAAAGAACUGCUACGGCAACUGCAGUCACCUCAACCUCAACUACCUCAGCGUUUACAGCAGCAACAGCAAACACAGCAACAACAGCCAAACUUCCCGAAUCCACAUUCGACAAAUCCGCAGGCUGGCAGUCCGUACAGCGGAAAUGUGCAAAACGAAGAUCCCUACUUGCAAUCCAUCCUCAAUGAGUUUUUAGACUAUGCGAGUAGUAACGAAACAGAUGCCGAUCUCGAUAGUCUUCUCGGUAUGAGUUCGUCGCAGCAGUACCAACAAGAAGUCGAGAAACGCGCCAUUAACGCCAUCCAAGUAUCCCUCAUGGAAUGCGAGACGAACGCGUUUAGUGGGAGUCCGCCGGCAUAUCCGUUACAUUCGACAAUGGCCGCGUCGCAGCAACCACAACAACAAAUGGGAAAUUUCCCGCCUCCUCCAAAUUAUCCGAAUCAACCGAAUCAACGACGCAUUUCCAUGUCGCAAGUGACGACGGCCGGCGCUGCAAAUCCCGGAAUUGCCCGACUCAUCAAUCAGCAGCAACAAAUGCAUCAGCAACGCAAACAAAUUAACAUGGAGAAGGAACGGUUGUUGCGUUUGCAGCAACAGCAGAAGAUCGUAGGCCAAACUAAUGCAACGACGUCAGGUGCUGAAACAAUUUGUAAUUCACAAGGAAUGCAAAACAUUGAAUCCUCGAUCCCUCCAAAUGUGUCACUACAAAGAACGCCCGACUCGCAAAUGAGUCCCGGUUUCAACAUUAUCCAGCAACAGCUGAGUCCAAAUCAACAACGACCACCGUUUAGUCCGCAAGCCUAUUCAGCUACAAACCAAUUCAACUUGAACCCGCUAUCACCUCAGCAUCAGUUGCAGCAAAUGCAACACAACUACCAAGCGAACCAAUUUCAACAGGGAGCGAAUUCGCCGGCACAAUUGUCUCCAAUGUCGCGACAAUUUGGACCGGGAACGCCCACGGGACAACAACCGCCUCCCCAAUGGAGUCAAGCGUUAGCUGCCCGAGGCAUGAAUGCAGCAGCGCAAGGCAAUCCCAUGUUGAGUGGACAAUUAGGGAGUCCCAAUAACUUCAAUGGAGGACGUCCCAUAUUCCAAGGACAACGACAACGAUCUCUCAAUUCACCGGGUGCCCGAUCUGCGUCGUUCCAAGACGGUUUUCCCGGACCUCCGAGUCCAUCGCAGGCAGCGCAAGGUUACCAGCAACCGGGCAUGUUUCCGAAUGUGCCGCAACAGCUUCAGCAGCGAUUGCAACGACAACAGAGCGCGCCGCAACCGAUGACAGGAUCUCCGCGACCAUAUGGUGGUCAAGAUCAAUCUCCUUUUGGAAUGAUGUACAAUAAUUCGCCUAACUUACCGCCACAACAUUCCGCCGGGGGACCGGUGGCAACAAAUAAUUCGCCCAACGAUUACUUUACGAACCGUACACAAUCCGGAGAGCCAACCGGUGACUUUAUCCGUCAGGGCUUGCGAGCUGUCGUCACGGGACGAACGCAAUCCGGCAUACGAACUCCCCAAAGUCCCGUCAGUGUUCUAAGUGCAAAUUCACCGAGUGCCCCAUCUCCUGCACAACCCCAAUUACCAAACACGGCGCCCCUGAUGAACAAUUCCACAACGGGCACCGGAAAUAACGUCGGUCCCAACGAUAUGGGCUUCAAUUUUGACCAAAUCGCGCAAGCAGAUUUCUAUGGAGGAAGUACGCCUCGGUGACCCGAAGAAGUCACUUUUGCACACUCUUCUUUCUGAAAAUAAUUAAAUUUAACGUAUUUCUUUAUAAAUAUAAAAUUAGUAUUAAAAUUUUUUUAAUCUAAAUUUUAAAAAUCUAAAUUUUAUACUUUUUUGUUAUGACAAUUUUAAUUUAUAAAAUUAAAAAUUUUAUAUUUUUAUAA
Culicoides brevitarsis is the source of this 4969-nucleotide messenger RNA. It is a transcript of the gene tai, whose product is annotated as nuclear receptor coactivator 3. Bases 306 to 4790 code for a protein of 1494 amino acids. The record is from RefSeq and is a predicted model, not a curated record. Gene Ontology annotation, molecular function: protein dimerization activity; nuclear receptor binding. Lineage: Eukaryota; Metazoa; Arthropoda; Insecta; Diptera; Ceratopogonidae. Gene Ontology annotation, biological process: cellular response to hormone stimulus; positive regulation of transcription by RNA polymerase II. The transcript has 9 exons. Gene Ontology annotation, cellular component: nucleus.